Equus quagga is the source of this 3096-nucleotide messenger RNA. RefSeq names its product adhesion G protein-coupled receptor G5 (gene ADGRG5). The transcript has 11 exons. Gene Ontology annotation, biological process: cell surface receptor signaling pathway; adenylate cyclase-activating G protein-coupled receptor signaling pathway. The record is from RefSeq and is a predicted model, not a curated record. The coding region runs from base 111 to 1679 and encodes 522 amino acids. Lineage: Eukaryota; Metazoa; Chordata; Mammalia; Perissodactyla; Equidae. Gene Ontology annotation, molecular function: G protein-coupled receptor activity. Gene Ontology annotation, cellular component: membrane.
UGUCCUCGCUUGGAGACACGCCGCCUGCCUAGAGUCAGAAGUGGCUCCUCUGCGACGCUGACGGCGGCGCGCGCCUUUUCCAGGGCAGACGCCGCCCAGGGACCUCGGCCAUGGAGCGCCGGGGGGCCCUCUUCCUCGGCCUGUGCCUCGUGACCGCGCGGAGCGGGACCGCGGACGCCUCCGGAGAAUCACUGCGCUGGAUGCAGAGGAUGGAGGCGGCGGCCAGGAGCCGGAGACCCACCUCUCCUCCUGAGUUCAUCCACGGCCUGGAGCAGAGACUGCUGAACGCCACCUUCGGGGGCCACAACCUCACGCUGCAAACACGCACCAUCCAGUCGCUGGCCUUCAGGCUGGGCUGUGACUUCGCCGGCCUCUCGCUGAGCAGUUCCACCAUGGAGUGGGUCCCCCAGACCAGGCACGCCAUGCAGUUCCCUGCCGAGCUGACGCAGAACGCCUGCAGGGCCCGCCCCCGGGAGCUGCGUCUCAUCUGCAUCUACUUCCUGGCCACCUACUACUUCCAGAGUGACACCAACGCAUCUCUCCUCAAUAACUAUGUCCUGGGGGCCCAGCUGGGCCACGAACACGUGAACAACCUCAGGGAGCCCAUCAACAUCAGCUUCUGGCACAACCAAAGCCUGGAAGGUUACAUGGUGACCUGUGUCUUCUGGAAGGAGGGAGCCAGCCAGCACUACUGGGGGGUCUGGAGCCCUGAGGGCUGUCGCACAGAGCAGCCCUCACCUUCCCAGGUGCUCUGCCGCUGCAACCACCUCAGCUAUUUUGCUGUUCUCAUGCAACUGUCCGCGGCCCCGGUCCCUGUGGAGCUGCUGGCGCCUCUCACCUACAUCUCCCUCGUGGGCUGCAGCAUCUCCGUCGUGGCCUCGCUGCUCACCCUCCUGCUGCACGUCCACACCAGGAGGCAGAGAGACUCCAUAACACGCAUCCACAUGAACCUGCAUGCCUCCGUGCUGCUCCUGAAUGUUGCCUUCCUGCUGAGCCCCACGCUGGCCCUGACCCCCGUGCCCGGCUCAGUGUGUGCAGCGCUGGCCGCCGUCCUGCACUUCGCGCUGCUCAGCUGCCUCACCUGGAUGGCCAUUGAAGGCUUCAACCUCUACCUUCUCCUGGGGCGUGUCUACAACAUCUAUAUCCGCCGAUAUGUGCUCAAGCUCUGCGCAGUGGGCUGGGGGGUCCCGGCCUUCCUGGUGCUUCUCGUCCUUGCUGUCAAGAGCUCAGCUUAUGGACCCCGCACAAUCCUACUCUCUGACAGCCAGGGAAAUGGCACAAGCUUCCAGAACAUGUCCAUGUGCUGGGUGCGGAGCCCUGAGGUGCACAGCGUCCUGGUCAUGGGCUAUGGUGGCCUCACAUCCCUCUUCAACCUGGUGGUGCUGGCCUGGGCGCUGCGGGCCCUGCGCAGACUGAAGGCGCGGGAGAAGGCGCCGGGGCCCCGGGCCUGCCGGGACACGGUCACCGUGCUGGGCCUCACCGUGCUGCUGGGCACCACCUGGGCCUUGGCCUUCUUCUCUUUUGGUGUCUUCCUGCUGCCCCAGCUCUUCCUCUUCACCGUCUUCAACUCGCUCUAUGGUUUCUUCCUCUUCCUGUGGUUCUGCUCCCGGCGGUGCCGCUCAGAGGCAGUGGCAGAGGCGGAGAUGGAGGCCUUCAGCUCCGCCCAGACGGUGUCCUAGGCUGGUCGUCCUGCAGCCCGAGGCGUCAGCCUCCACCAGAGAGGGUGGCAGGCCAGCUGCUGGACCCCAGAGGCCACUGUGCCCACUAGGGGGGCUUUUCCCUUCCCUGGCUUCCUGAGGCCCAGAGGGCCAGGUGUCGCUCUGUCCGCCAUGACGUUCCGCUCCAGGCAGGUCCAACGCCCCCGGGGGCAGCAAACUUUACGCUUGUGCCCGGGCCCAGCUGGCCAGGCCUACGGGCACAGCACUGGCCUGGGAGUUGGAAGACCACGUUUCAAGGCCUGGCUCUGAGUCUUACGGUGUGCCCUGGGGCCUGUCAUUGCUCGCUGACCCUUGGUUUCCACAUCUGUGACACGGGGCAGAUGGCUCCCGUGCUGCCUGGCCCAAGAGCUUUGUGAAGACUGAACAAGACCGGGGAGGAAGAGGGUCACAGUGGUCCCCAGUACCUCUGCCUGCCUGCUCGGGGCAGGGGCCCAGCCAGCCUGCCAGGAAGCGCCUGCUGGGCCCGCCACCCUCCUUCUGGGGGCUCAGACCGCAUCCUGCUUACGGGCCCACCGGGUGUCUAAGACCUCACCAGCCCAUGCCCAAGGCCUCUUUUCCUUCAAACCCCACCCCCCAAGUAUGAUGACCCCAACUCCAAGCCCACCCUUCUCAGGGAUCAGGAAGUCCACUUCUCCCCAGAGGCUCCUCCUCCAGUGCUCCCCAGAACCCCAUGGACCAGCAGCCGGGCCAUGGGACUUCCUCGGGAUAGGAGGGGAGCACCUCUUCCCCCUACCUGAGCCAGCUGGGCCCCGGGGACCCGGCCAUUUGAUGCUUGUAGGAUUGAAUUUCCCCAAACCGAGCUCAGGCCACAGUGGCGGAGAGUCACUGUUGCCCUUGACCUGUGGUCAGGCUGAGGGGAGACUCAGGAAGCCGGGGCCUUUCCAGGGCUGCACACCAGGGGGCGCUGUUGGCCUGCGCCCCGGGGGCUGUUGGUGCGGAACAGCGGAACUGCCGAGGUCCCCUGUCUGGGCAGACACCAGGGAUGGAGCGGCCCUGUCUCAUGGACGCACCUGCACCUGCUGAGGGUCGGGCAGGAGGAGUGCUAGCGCUGUUGACAUGGCCUUUUCCCUCUUCUCCCAGAGCACUGCCCGCUCUGGCUCUUGGGGUCUGUGCCCUGGGCAUAGCUGGUGCGGGAGUGGUGGGCUGGGCUGGCUCUCAGGGCCCGUGCCAGGCCAUCGGACAGAUUUUAAGGACUUUGAAGGGCACAGGAGGGAAUUUGAGCCGGAUCCCUUUUGUUCUGCCCUCUGUUCAUUUCUUGAUGCAAAUAGCCCCUCGCUAGGUGGUCAGUGGUGCAGGCUCCGGAGCCAGACUGCCUGGGCUCAAAUGCUGGCUCUGUCACUUGCUUGCUGUGUGACUGUGGACAAGUCACUCAACUUCU